AUGCCCCGCUGCUGGGUGAUGGUGCUGGGGGACGUGGGGCGGUCCCCCCGCAUGCAAUACCACGCCUCCUCGCUGUGCAAGACGCCCGGCUACGAAGUGGUGCUGGUCGGCUACCGCGGCGCGGCGCUGAUUGAAGAGCUGCAAGCGCAUGCCGCUGCCGGCACCCUCGACGUGCGAUACCUGCCUGACCUGCCCCCACUGGUCCGCCGCCUACCUCGCCUGCUGGCGCUGCUCGCCAAGGCGCUGUUCCAGCUGGCCACGCUGCUGUGGAUGCUGCUGGUGGCGCUGCCCCGCCCCGACGCCAUCCUGCUGCAGCUGCCGCCCGCCAUUCCCACCGUGCUGGUGUGCCGCCUGGCCGCGCUGCGCCACCGCGCCCGCCUCGUGUUUGACUGGCACAACUUUGCUUACACGCUCAUGGCCAUCGGCAUGGGCAGGGGGCACCCCGUGGUCCAGCUGGCGGAGCGGUACGAGCGGUACUGGGGCCGCGCCGCGCAUGCCUCGCUGUGCGUGACGCGGGCGAUGCAGGUGGAGCUGGCGUGGCACUGGGCGGUACCGGCUACCGUCUUCUACGACCGACCCCCAGACUUCUUCCGACCAGCCAGCCUGCAGGCGCGCUGCGCUGCGCUGCACAGUGGGCCCACGCCUGCACUGUGGGCCCACGCCUGGCCUUGCUCGCUCGAGAAGCACGCGCUCCUGCUCAAGCUGCAGCCGGUGCUGGCCCAGGGGCUGCACCCCCAUGACUUUGUGGCGGAGCUGUAUGCCAGCGGCCAGCUGGCGCCAGGUCAGCACACGCUGUGCACGCAGCAGGUGGCCGCCAACGGCAUCGGCGCCCGCAAGGGCUCUGCGGCUGCGGCGGCGGGUGCGGUGCGGGAGCGGGAGGGGCGGCCGGCGCUGGUGGUCAGCAGCACGAGCUGGACGCCGGAUGAAGACUUUGGGCUGCUUCUCAAGGCGGCAGAGCUGUACGACGGCCGAGUGCGGCGCUCCCGCCGCCCCUCCGUCUACCCGUGCCUCCUGUUUUUGGUGACGGGGCGCGGGCCGCAGCGGGCAGAAUAUGAGGAGCGCAUGGCGGGCAUGGACCUGCGCCAUGUGGCAUUCAGGACGCUGUGGCUGGAGCCCGAGGACUACCCCCGCCUGCUGGGAUCCGCAGACCUGGGCGUCUCCCUGCACGCCUCCUCCUCCGGCCUCGACCUGCCCAUGAAGGCGAGCGGCCCAUGGGGCUGCAUCGGGGAGCUGGUGUCCCACGAACACAACGGCCUGCUGUUUGCCACGCCUCAGCAGCUGGCCCAGCAGCUGGUUGAGUGCUUCCGGGUGUCGGGCGGCGGCGCCGGCGGCAGCGCGCUGCUGGCGCAGCUGCGCCGCGGGGUGGAGGGCGCCAGCAUGGCGCGCUGGCACGACACCUGGCGCAAGACGGUGCUGCCGGUGCUGCAGGGCGGCGGCAAGGGCGGCGGGGCGGCGGCCACUGCCAGGGCUGGAGUGCUGCGGUGA
Molecule: messenger RNA, 1485 nt
Organism: Chlorella variabilis
Lineage: Eukaryota; Viridiplantae; Chlorophyta; Trebouxiophyceae; Chlorellales; Chlorellaceae
Exons: 8
Coding region: 1-1485 (494 amino acids)
Cellular component (GO): endoplasmic reticulum
Molecular function (GO): mannosyltransferase activity
Source: RefSeq, a predicted model, not a curated record